Nematolebias whitei (Rio pearlfish) is the source of this 909-nucleotide messenger RNA. RefSeq names its product sperm acrosome membrane-associated protein 6 (gene spaca6). The transcript has 8 exons. The record is from RefSeq and is a predicted model, not a curated record. Gene Ontology annotation, biological process: fusion of sperm to egg plasma membrane involved in single fertilization. NCBI's taxonomy places the organism in Eukaryota, Metazoa, Chordata, Actinopteri, Cyprinodontiformes, Rivulidae. Bases 1 to 909 code for a protein of 302 amino acids.
AUGUGCACAACUGUUUUGUGGCUUGCGUGUGUUAGCUUGUUGUUUUGUGGCUCUCUGUGCUGCUACCAGUGCUUUGUUGAUGUGGAGGACAGUCUGCGGCUGUGCUGGGGCCACGUUCUGACUGAGGACAACGUUAGAAACGUCGAUGAGUGCUUCAGGAAGCUGGACCGCAUCUUCAACACAAACGAGACGGUGAUUGAGGCUGGCAGAGUUGGUGAAGGCUACGACAAAAACCUUAAGGAGAUCCUUGAUGCAGAGAUUCUGCCCCUGGCUCAAGAGUUUGACCAAAAGUUGAACAGCGAGAGCGUGUAUGAGGCGAGGCUGCAGACAGCAGCAGACAAUUUCAUCGCAGCUGCCUCCAAACUGCCUAGAGUUUCUGGGUGUUUCCCCCCAUGCGUUGAAGAGAUUGCAGUUAUAGAGAAUAGCAGGAGCCGAAUGUGGUGCGAGGUGCCAUUUGCCCUGCCAAGUGAUAUUGAGGUGAUCUGGAGGUUUGCAGAAGAGGUCAAAACCCAAGAAAUGGACCAGUUUAAGGAAGUGACUGCAGGAGUGGACAGGCUCUAUUCCAUCCCUUCCACCAGCACGCAGCAUCAGGGCACCUACCAAUGUGAAAUUUACUCUGGAGCUCGCUCCAUCGUCAGACUGUACUACUACAUCUCAGUGACCCCCCAGCUCGUGGUGGGCCGCACAGAGCUGCAGGAGUUAUUUGACCUGUCUCUGCUCCCAGGAGGACAGUUUCCCUCCAUGCCUGAUGCUUCUCCCCGCUCCUUCCAACACCUCCUCCUAUUUCUUCUCACCACCUGUUUAACCACUUCAAUGCUGCUGCUGUUCUUCUCCCUGGGGGUGCUGUGUUGGACUUCAGUGUCAGAACAAACCCACCCUGAUGAAGACUCAGAUGAAGAAGAUGAUUAG